CAGGAAAGCAGUCGAGCAGAGUGUUCAGUGGUGAGGAGUCAGAGGGAGGAGACGGAGUCAGACGGAGGUGAAAACAUGAAGCUGGAGAACACGCCGCGUCUCCUCCUCCGCCUCCUCCGCUAAACAGGCGCAAAACACGAGCGUGGAAAUCUGCGGCGGAACGAGCAGGGUGUGUGUGGGGGUGGGGGGGGAGAGAGACCGGGGACAGAGCCAUGGCGACGGCAGGAGGAGGAGUGCGGCGGAGGAGCAGGUGCAAGAGGAGAACUGGGAUUCUCCCGGGAUUCUGCUGGAAAACCUGCUACUUCCCACUGCUGCUGUGGGUCGUGUCCGCGUGCGGGGAGGAGAAGACAUUCAUCGUGGAGACGUGGCUGAAGAACUACGGCUACCUGCUUCCUCACGACCUCCGUACGUCAGACCUGCGGCAGGAAAAGGCCAUGCAGUCGGCUGUGGCAGCCAUGCAGCGCUUCUACGGCAUCCCUGUGACCGGAGUCCUGGACGAGACCACCAUAGAGUGGAUGAGGAGACCUCGCUGUGGCGUCCCAGAUCAUCCUCACACCAGCCGCCGUCAGAGAAACAAACGCUACGCACUGACAGGACAGAAAUGGAGAGAUAAAAAGAUCUCGUACAGCAUUUCUAACUUCACCCCUAAAGUCGGGGAGAAGGACACGCAGAGAGCGAUACGGCAAGCCUUCAACGUGUGGCAGACAGUCACACCGCUCUCCUUCCAGGAGGUGCCAUACGCGGAAAUCAAAAACGAGGGUAAGGAGGCGGACAUCAUGAUCUUCUUUGCCUCCGGUUUCCACGGCGACAGCUCCCCGUUUGACGGCGAGGGCGGCUUCCUGGCCCACGCCUAUUUCCCCGGCGCCGGCAUCGGAGGAGACACGCACUUCGACUCCGACGAGCCGUGGACACUGGGGAACGCCAACAACGACGGCAAUGAUUUGUUCCUGGUGGCGGUCCACGAGUUGGGUCACGCCUUGGGUCUGGAACACUCCAACGAUCCCAGUGCCAUCAUGGCUCCUUUCUACCAGUACAUGGACACGCACAACUUCAAACUGCCUCUGGACGACCUGCAGGGAAUUCAGAAAAUCUACGGUAUCCCCACAGCCUUGUUGGAACCAACCAGACCAUUACCCACCUUACCUUCUCGACGAACGCACUCCACAUCCGAGCGAAAGCACUCCCGCCCGGCACGUCCAGCGGGUGACCGACCCGCACUACCCGGAAAUGGCAAACCCAACAUCUGUGACGGCAACUUCAACACUGUGGCCUUCUUCAGACGAGAAAUGUUUGUCUUCAAGGACCGAUGGUUCUGGCGCCUGAGGAACAACAAGGUGCAGGAGGGUUACCCCAUGCAGAUCGAUCAGUUCUGGAAAGGCCUACCACCUCGCAUCGACGCUGCCUAUGAGAGAUCUGACGGAAAAUUUGUCUUCUUCAAAGGUGAUAAGUACUGGGUGUUUAAGGAGGUGACGGCAGAGCCGGGUUACCCUCACAGCCUGGUGGAGCUGGGCAGCUGCCUGCCCAAAGAUGGCAUCGACACGGCGCUGCGCUGGGAGCCGGUCGGGAAGACCUACUUCUUCCAAGGAGACCAGUACUGGCGCUACAAUGAGGACAAGCGCACCGUGGACCCAGGGUACCCGAAACCCGUCACUGUGUGGAAGGGAAUCCCAGAUUCACCACAGGGGGCCUUCAUCAGCCGGGAGGGAUACUACACUUACUUCUACAAAGGGAAGGAAUACUGGAAGUUCGACAACCAGAAGCUGACAGUGGAACCCGGAUAUCCAAAGUCCAUCCUGCGUGACUGGAUGGGCUGUGACCAGUCGGACAUGGAGCGCUCUGGCGGCAGCGGUAACCGUGGAGACCGCCAGCUGCCGCUGGACGACGUGGACAUCAUGGUGACCAUCAAUGAUGUCCCAACGACGGUCAACGCCAUCGCCGUCGUCAUCCCUUGCAUCCUGUCGCUGUGCAUCCUGGUGCUGGUGUACACGAUUUUCCAGUUCAAGAACAAAGGAGUGCAGCAGAAUACCAUGACGCCGCACUUCUACAAAUACCCCGUGCAGGAGUGGGUAUGACAGGCAACUCUGCCCCCAAGAGGUCACACUGUUAGCGAGCCAACGUUGGCUUAAAUGGCCAAAGGAUUGUGGGAGUCGAACCCUGAUUGGCCAGAGACUCGUGCCUGUCUGUGUAAAACACAAAGUUUACUGACUUUAUCUUUUUGAAGAUGUGUAAAAGAAAGUGGAGGAGGAACUGAAUGUCUUCAGUCUCACUUAAUCGACUGACUCAACACAUAAAUCUCCUUCUCAGUGAAAACAAAAGAGGAAAGAGAGACUUUCCUAAGCCAGAUACCACGUCCAAGUUUGUUCUCCAGUGACAGCUUUUUAGUGUGAACUUCAACUUGGGAGUCUGGGAAAAAAAAUCUGAAAAAAAAAUGUAAUAAUUCCAAAAAAAAAACUUGAAGUUAAAUGUAGGUAGAAAGGCCAUAACAAAAAGAAAACAAAGGAUCUCUCUGUGGAUUAGUUUGUUUUUAGUUGUAUGGAUCUAUAUGUGCCCUCUCCGGGUCGGGGAAGGGGUCCUGCCUCAAGUGGAGGAGUUUAAUUACCUCGGGGUCUCGUUCACGAGUGAGGGAAGGAUGGAACAGUAGAUCGACAGGCGGCUCGGCACAGGUGAAGCUCUCAAUUUACCUUUCGAUCUACGUUCCAACUCUCUCCUACGGUCAUGAGCUUUGGGUAAUGACCGAGGACAUACGCCUUUCGGGUAUGUCCUCCCAGGUGGAGACCUCUGGGCUGACCCAGAACACGCUGGAGGGAGUAUAUUUCUCAGCUGACCUUGAGAUCCCCCAGAGGAGCUGGUGGAAGUGCUUGGGGAGAGGUUGAUCUGGGCUUCUUUGAAAAGCCUGUUGCCCUCACAACAACGGAGCGGAACAGGUUUAUAAAUCCAUCACAGAGGUCCUGUCUCUCUUUUAUCGCCGCACACAACAACAACGUCCUCCCAAGCAUUCAGAUCUUAAAGAGUCAAACACUUUUUUAAAAACUGAGUCGAUCGACAAAACGCGGCCCAGAACUGUGCGUAGAAGAGUGAGUCGUCAGCGUACAGUGACAGUGCAGAAGCCUUAACUCUGUCCCAGCAGACUUUAACAUUCAACAUAACCACCGCCUCAUGAUGUGUUCACACCGAACACGAUUUAUCGCAUCUAUCGCACCACGGGAUCAUUUUGUGACGCGAUGGGAGCGCUGGCCGCAAGUCGUCAUAGUCGGGCAUUUCUUUUCACCAUCAACCAAAGCAUUGUUGCACUCAACAACCACACGGAGACGGACACAACAUGGUGAAGCUCCCAAAGUUAACGGUGAAGAUCUCCAUGUUGUGUCGGCUCCGUGUGGCCGUUGUGAAUCCACCACAAGACAACGGUUUCUUCUCUGCAGAUGUUUCCACAGAAGAUAAAGUAUCGUACAGCUCCGAGUGUCCACACACAGAAACUAGUCUGGACGCUGGCGAGUAUGUGACGUCAUCCGGAGAAUCUCAGCGCUGAUUGGCCGUCGCGUCAACGUGGUUUUCCACAAAAGUUGAAAAAUUGCAACUCGAGCAUCAGUCGCGAUUGUGCGAUAGACACGUCCGGCGUGAACACGGCACGAGUUACGAUGCUGCUGCAGGUGGAAAAAAAGACUUUUAACUCUGCCUGACGACGCCAGUUUCAUCAACAUGUUGUAAAAAAUUACAACCAUUUCGUUGGUCAUGAAGGCGGCGGUAUAUGUAUAUAUACAUAUAUAUGUGUAUACAGUAUAUAUGUAUAUAUAUAUAUAUACAUACAUAAGGGUUUCUAUCACACAGUUUGCAUUUUAUUCAUGAAUGUUACAUCACAUGUUUUUUAUACCUUUGUUUCUAUUUCAGACAACUUGUUAUUUAUUUCCUAUUUAUAGACAUUUAAAUAUAAUGUGUUGUGUCAUUUUACAUGGUUAUUGCUACUUUAAAGAGAUUGGAUUUCACACGAAGAACAUGAAUGAAACCUUAAUAAUUAAACCAACGUGUUUUUUUUGCA
Messenger RNA from Solea senegalensis (Senegalese sole), 4033 nucleotides. It is a transcript of the gene mmp24, whose product is annotated as matrix metallopeptidase 24. The transcript has 10 exons. The record is from RefSeq and is a predicted model, not a curated record. Bases 213 to 2072 code for a protein of 619 amino acids. Gene Ontology annotation, molecular function: metalloendopeptidase activity; zinc ion binding. Gene Ontology annotation, cellular component: extracellular matrix. Gene Ontology annotation, biological process: extracellular matrix organization; collagen catabolic process; proteolysis. Lineage: Eukaryota; Metazoa; Chordata; Actinopteri; Pleuronectiformes; Soleidae.